Nyctereutes procyonoides (raccoon dog) is the source of this 1840-nucleotide messenger RNA. RefSeq names its product potassium voltage-gated channel modifier subfamily F member 1 (gene KCNF1). The record is from RefSeq and is a predicted model, not a curated record. Gene Ontology annotation, cellular component: membrane; voltage-gated potassium channel complex. The transcript has a single exon. Gene Ontology annotation, biological process: protein homooligomerization; potassium ion transmembrane transport. Lineage: Eukaryota; Metazoa; Chordata; Mammalia; Carnivora; Canidae. Bases 42 to 1544 code for a protein of 500 amino acids. Gene Ontology annotation, molecular function: voltage-gated potassium channel activity.
CGGGGCGCGGAGCCGAGGCUGAGCGGGCGCUCGCCGGGAGCAUGGACGCGGCGGGGGAGCGCAGCCUCCCGGAGCCGGGCAGCCGGGGCAGCCGGGGCAGCCGGGGCUCCCGGGCCGGCGACGACAUCGAGAUCGUGGUCAACGUGGGGGGCGUGCGGCAGGUGCUGUACGGGGACCUGCUCAGCCAGUACCCCGAGACCCGGCUGGCCGAGCUCAUGGGCUGCCUGGCGGGGGGCUACGACACCAUCUUCUCCCUGUGCGACGACUACGACCCCGGGAAGCGCGAAUUCUACUUCGACCGGGACCCGGACGCCUUCAAGUGUGUCAUCGAGGUGUACUACUUCGGGGAGGUCCACAUGAAGAAGGGCAUCUGUCCCAUCUGCUUCAAGAACGAGAUGGACUUCUGGAAGGUGGACCUCAAGUUCCUGGACGACUGCUGCAAGAGCCACCUGAGCGAGAAGCGCGAGGAGCUGGAGGAGAUCGCGCGCCGCGUGCAGCUCAUCCUCGACGACCUGGGCGUGGACUCGGCCGAGGGCCGCUGGCGCCGCUGCCAGAAGUGCGUCUGGAAGUUCCUGGAGAAGCCCGAGUCGUCGUGCCCGGCGCGGGUGGUGGCCGUGCUGUCCUUCCUGCUCAUCCUCAUCUCGUCGGUGGUCAUGUGCAUGGGCACCAUCCCGGAGCUGCAGGUCCUGGACGCCGACGGCAACCGCGUGGAGCACCCGACGCUGGAGAACGUGGAGACGGCGUGCAUCGGCUGGUUCACGCUGGAGUACCUGCUGCGCCUCUUCUCCUCGCCCAACAAGCUGCACUUCGCGCUGUCCUUCAUGAACAUCGUGGACGUGCUGGCCAUCCUCCCCUUCUACGUGAGCCUCACGCUCACGCACCUGGGCGCGCGCAUGAUGGAGCUGACCAACGUGCAGCAGGCGGUGCAAGCCCUGCGCAUCAUGCGCAUCGCCCGCAUCUUCAAGCUGGCGCGCCACUCCUCGGGCCUGCAGACCCUCACCUACGCCCUCAAGCGCAGCUUCAAGGAGCUGGGGCUGCUGCUCAUGUACCUGGCGGUGGGCAUCUUCGUCUUCUCCGCGCUGGGCUACACCAUGGAGCAGAGCCACCCCGAGACCCUGUUUAAGAGCAUCCCCCAGUCUUUCUGGUGGGCCAUCAUCACCAUGACCACCGUGGGCUACGGGGACAUCUACCCCAAGACCACCCUGGGCAAGCUCAACGCGGCCAUCAGCUUCCUGUGUGGGGUCAUUGCCAUCGCCCUGCCCAUCCACCCCAUCAUCAACAACUUCGUCAGGUACUACAACAAGCAGCGGGUCCUGGAGACGGCCGCCAAGCACGAGCUGGAGCUGAUGGAGCUCACCUCGAGCAGCGGGGGCGAGGGCAAGGUGGGGUGCUCCCGCAGUGACCUGGACAGCCUCCCGCCCGAGCCCGUGGGGGAGGAGGGGCCGAGCUGGAGCAGCCGGCUGAAGCUCUCCCACAGCGACACCUUCAUCCCUCUCCUGACCGAGGAGAAACAUCAUAGGACCCGGCUCCAGAGUUGCAAGUGACGAGGGUCCUCCGGGCUCGGACGGACUCGGCCAGUGGACGGGACGGAUGGUGUGACGGGCCUGUCGGUUGACUUUCUGGAGGGGCUGUCCUUUGUCCCCUCCACCAUCUCCUGAACAGAACUCUCUGAAGGCCCCCUGGGGCACCUCUGGUGAGGCUGGGUAAGACCCCUUUAUGUUGCCAGCUCUCAGGAGCCCGUGGGGACAGAGGGGUGUCCGAGAGUCCCGGGCAGCGUGGUGGGGGGGGGGAUGGAGGCCAUGGUCUGGCUUGUUGGCAGGAGCCCUCGCCCGGUUCUGUA